UAUACCCCAAUUUCACUAGCAGCUGCAAAAGUUUUUGUUUAUAAAUAUUUUUGUUAAGAAUUGUACGACUGUCGACGUUGUCAAGCAAUAACAUCGUCGUACAUCUUUCCAAAUUAAAUAACUUUUUUUAAAGUUGGCAUUGACACAGUAUUUAAUAACUAACUAAAUAAAAAUAUCCGUGUGACAGAUUAAUAUUUUGAUAAUAAGAUGGACCAGAUUGUGGGCAGUUUAACUGAUGACGAGAAGCUGCGUUUAGCUGAGUUGUUGGGUGAGGACGAUGAAGACAUGACCUCGGAGCACGCUGAUUGGAUAGUAGAUGUCAGCGACGACAACCAAUCCUGUGACGAAUCCGAUCAGCCGACCGACAGUGUUCUCGCAUUCAGCUCAACUACCAACCUCGAUCAUUAUCACUAUGAAGACCACCAGGAUGGUGAGAAAGAGGACAGUGAUGUGGAAGAGGAGGAUGAAGAAGGAGAGGAUGAUGAUGACGACGAUGAUGGAAUAGAGUCGCUGGAUAAUGCCAGUCGAAAUUCGGUUGAUUCCGAAAAUUAUAAUCCGUACAAUACUGAUCCGGAACUGUUGACCCGGCUUGAUCAGAUUGAUGAUAAACUUAAGAAACUGAACAAUGAUUACUCUAAAACAAUGGAAGACUUGGUCAGAUUCCAGGAGGAUGAUUUCGAUCUAAAAGCAAGGCUGAAGGACAUUGAUGAAAGCCUCAAGAAAUUGUCUUGUGACAACACUGCACUAUUUUAUUUUGAUCAAAAUACAGAAACGACUGAUAAUGGUUCAAAUCCAGAAGAAUGCAACCCAAAUUUAGAGGAAACUCAAAACCCCAGUGAUGAUGUUUUGCUGUUGAAUGACAACGAAAAUAUAUUCAACAUCAACUACAGUGAAGCAUGCGAUUGUAGUGAAAACUGGGCCAAUGUGAAGAAGAAGUAUGAUCUUCAGAUUCAUAAAAUUGAGGAUAUGCUUGAAAAGCUAUGCGAAACUAAUGAUAAGAAUAUAUGCAUGAAGAAUGAAGAAGAAUUAAGAGAAAGAGGAAAUCGAGCACCAGAGUACGAAAUUGACUAGUGAUUGUACAUUAUUCUCACAUUUUCUUGAUAAAUUUAUUUUCUAGUCAUAACGUUUAAACAAAAUUGUAUUGUUGUGUAUUUUAUUGAAUUGUAAUCACUUUUAUCGAACAUCGAAAAUAUAUAAUAAUUAUCUAUUACUAUGAA
This is a messenger RNA of Nilaparvata lugens (brown planthopper), 1217 nucleotides long. RefSeq names its product serine/threonine-protein phosphatase 4 regulatory subunit 2. Lineage: Eukaryota; Metazoa; Arthropoda; Insecta; Hemiptera; Delphacidae. The transcript has 5 exons. Bases 208 to 1071 code for a protein of 287 amino acids. The record is from RefSeq and is a predicted model, not a curated record.